CAGAUUUUGUAGUUAAGAGAGAGCUUAACAAGUUUUCGUACGUAUAGAAGUGGUGUUGUUGCAAAAAAUAUAUACGGGGUUUAAAAGCUGAGCAAGAACAGGAAGUUAUUUGUAUUCAGCAGUCAGAAGAUUGAAAAGCAUUUAUUUUGUUAAGAUCGCCGAGUUACAAAAAAGAAAUGUCCAUGCAUACAACCUCUAAUUGUAAGAGCGACGGAACCAUGAUGAAUAACAAGAUACGAGUGAUGUGUCGAGAUACCUCAUCGGGCAAGCAACCUGAAGAAAACAACAAUCAGCAAAUUGUCAUUCAAAUCAGGGUAAUGGAUAUAUUCGUCGAAGAGAAUAAUGAAGCCAAGACAAAAAUCAUACUGUCUGCCUUGACUGUCGUGUUGUCUAUUGUUAUGAAGACAGCCUGUCGUACACUAUUCUACUACAGUGCAAUUUUCAAACAAGGAAACCUUCAUCUGGAAUAUGUGUUUUCCAGAGUAACAUCGGCUCAGCGUGCCUUGAUCACUUCAUUGUUUUCCCUAUGGACGUACCUCAUUAGCGACAUAUUGAAAGGGAGACAAGAUGAAUCUGAAGUGGUUACACAAGAAGGCCUUUCCUAUGCCUUAGAAGAUGUCAGUUAUCGGAUGAUUUCGUCCGUAAACAUUUUCCCUGAGACAAUCAGAAUGUUCGUGCACUUGCCAAUCCUUAAUAAUCGGGCUGAAGGUAUUUCGGAAAGAACAAUAAAAGAAUCGUCUAAUACUCGGCACUAGGUACAGAAGCAGCGAUAACGUUUCUAAGGAACAUAGAAAGAUACUUACGAAAUAUGUUAACUAACCGUUUGUUUAAAAUCAUACAACUGUGACAGUGUUAUAACAAUACCAAUACGAUGCAGUAUCUACUUGCUUAAACAAGGUCUAACAACAAACACGGACUAGUAAAACAGAUGUUAUCAUUGUACGAAGAAUAUUAUUUUCUAAAUUUCUUAUAUACUUGCAUUGUGUUUUGUAAAGGUGUAAAAACAAGCUUUGAGAAUUAAACAAGUCGAAUAA
This is a messenger RNA of Dreissena polymorpha, 1034 nucleotides long. RefSeq lists its product as uncharacterized. The transcript is spliced from 7 exons. The record is from RefSeq and is a predicted model, not a curated record. The coding region runs from base 177 to 755 and encodes 192 amino acids. NCBI's taxonomy places the organism in Eukaryota, Metazoa, Mollusca, Bivalvia, Myida, Dreissenidae.